AUGACAGAAUAUCAGAAGAUUUUUGAUGAAUGGCUGGAGAGUGGCGUAAUUGAACGGGUACCAGAAGAUGAAAUUGAAAGUGUAGGAAGCUACCUGCCCCACAGACCCGUGUUUAAGCCGAGUAGUACGACCACUCCCACUCGCCCAGUGUUUGAUGCGUCUGCAAAGACGAGCAACUUCCCCUCAUUAAAUGAUUGCUUGGAGAAAGGGGAGAACCUAAUCGAGCUGAUUCCGUCCGUAUUAACGAGAUUCAGAGCAAAACGGUACGGAGUAGUCUCGGAUGUGAAGAAGGCUUUUCUGCAGAUAUCAGUGAGAAGAGAGGACCCGAAUUUCCUAAGAUUCCUAUGGUGGGAGGACUUUGCAACAAAGAAGGUGGAGGUAUUUCGACACUGCCGUGUUGUUUUUGGAGUGUCAUCCAGUCCGUUCUUGUUGGCGUCAACUAUCAACCACCAUUUGGAUAGUGCUCGUGAAGGAGGUCGUGAGGUCGCUCAACUUUUGAAGAAGUCCUUGUAUGUGGAUAACUGCAUCGCCAGUUUAGAUGAUAAAGAACAGUUGGAAGAAUUUGUGCGAAAAUCAACUGCGAUAAUGGAGCAAGGAAGAUUUGAUUUAAGAGGCUGGAUUUGGAGUGGAGAACCAGAAUAUUCGGAUGAUGUUCGGAUCACACCAGUGCUUGGAUUACUCUGGAAUUUAGAAUCAGAUUGCAUCUCACUUGACGUGAAAGAUGAAGAACUCGACGGAGUUCUUACUAAACGGAAGAUUCUGUCAGCCGCCAAUUCUGUUUAUGAUCCUCUCGGUUUCUGCAGUCCCGUCACGCUAAUGCCGAAAUUAUUACUGCAAGAAUUGUGGAUGUUGAAAACCGGGUGGGAUGAGGGCGUGCCUGACUCAGUGAAGAAAGGAUUCGACGUGUGGAGAUCAGAAUUAGCAGCGUUAAAGAAGAUUCAAAUUCCCAGAUGUAUUUUUCGGGGUGUGACGACUAGCCGAAGUAUUCAUGUUUUCUCAGAUGCCAGCAAAUACGCUUACAGUGCCUGCGUAUUUAUGAGAAGUGAAGGAGUCGACGGAGUUAAUGUGCAAUUAGUGAUGGCAAGAGCUCGCGUGGCUUCAGUGAAGAAGAUGACCAUCCCUCGUUUGGAACUUUUGGGAUGCUGUAUUGCGGUCCGGUUGGGAAACACCGUGAAGACGAUGUUGGAGGCGGAAGACCUCCCCAUUAAUUAUUGGACGGAUUCAAGUUGCUCGUUAUAUUGGAUUCACAAGAAUGAGAAUUGGGCAACAUUUGUGAAUAAUCGAGUCCUAGAGAUACGGAAGAACAGUAACGUGGCGGACUGGAGGCACGUUCCGGGCGUGCAUAAUCCUGCCGACUUACCAUCUCCAGGGUGUGGCGGAGCUAGAUUAGUUGACCUCAGAUGGUGGGAGGGACCAGUCUGGCUAAGACAACCUGAAGAAGACUGGCCGAGGUCAGAAGUGAAUUGUGAUCUGAAUGUAGCGAUGGCAGAGAAGAAGACAGUGGUCAGUCACCUCGCUCUGGAAUCAACAAGACCUUGGUAUUUGAACCAUUUCUCAACAUAUCGUAAAAUUGUGAGAAUGGUCGCAUGGAUCCUUCGAUGGAAGAAGAUCAUCAAGUCAAGUCCUAAGCCUGCUGGACCGCUGACAUGUGAAGAGGAAGCGGAUGCGGAGCUGAGAUUAAUUAAGUUAAUUCAAAGUGCAUCCUUCCGUAAGAAUGACCUCGUACUCAAGCAAUUAAAUGUGAUUGAAGAUAACUUGGGAAUGUUACGAGUCGAGGCACGAAUCGUGAGGAGAGCAGACACCAUGGAAUUCAAGCUCCCCUUAUUACUACCUUACUCUCAUCAAGUAGUUGACAUGCUGAUUAUGCAUGUGCAUCAGUCAAGAAAUCAUUGUGGAAUCCAAUACUUGAUGAGCAUUUUGAGAGAUAGAUUUUGGAUUCUUAAAUCAAGACAAGCAGUGAAGAAAGUUGUCUCUAGCUGUGUGAAGUGUAAGAGAUUUUCCAGUAAGAAAGUAACCACACAGGAAGCACCACUCCCAUUGGAUCGUGUACGUGAUGCGGCUGUAUUCGAAAUUGUUGGUAUCGACUUGGGAGGACCACUGUAUCUGAAAGGAGGACAGAAGGCUUGGUUCGUCGUGUUUACUUGUGCCGUCUACAGAGCCGUACAUUUGGAAUUGGUGACGUCGUUGUCAACAGAGGCGUUUCUUCAAAGUUUAAGAAGAUUUGUUUCCCGUCGUGGUCGUCCGUCUGUAAUUUUCUCGGACAACGGGACAAAUUUUGAGGGUGCAAAUAACGCUUUUGCAAAAUUGGAUUGGAAAGAGAUUACCACCACCACUUCAGUCAAUCAAAUUAAGUGGAAGUUUAAUCCGCCAGCAGGACCGUGGUGGGGUGGAUGGUGGGAGCGAGUUGUCGGGAUGGUGAAGGUCCUACUUCGGAAGGUGUUGGGACGAGCAAGUUUGGAUUAUGAAGAAUUGAUGACCGUGCUCUGUGAUUGUGAAGAAAUCAUCAAUUCGCGUCCUCUCACCUACCUGUCUGACGAUCCGGAGGAUUUGGCCCCUCUCACACCCGCAUUGUUUUUGAAUGAGAUGAGAAGUUAUGGACUUCCAGAAGUGGAUGAUUUGGAAGCCAACUUCUUCAACAAGAGAUAUCGCUACCGACAACAAUUGCGAGAAGAUAUCAGGAAGCGGUUUCGAGAUGAGUAUUUGGGGGCUCUUGUUCAAAAAGGAAGAGGAAAGUCGAAAAGGUGCCCUGAAAUCAAGUUGGGUGACAUUGUUCUGUUGGAAGCUGUGAACAAGAAGCGUGUGGAGUGGCCGUUGGCGAAGGUCAUGGAGACGUAUCCUGGACCGGAUGGAAUUGUUCGAGUCGUGAAGCUCAAGACCAAGAAUGGAGAGUUAACUCGACCGGUGCAGCGUGUAUUCCCUUUGGAAGUUUCGACCCAGCAACGCAUUCAUUUUUCUGUUCCAGACACUGUCAAGAAAAUUGGUGAAAGUGAUAGUGCAGUGAUUACUCGUAGUGGUAGGAAAGUGAAAGUCCCAGAGAGAUUGGGCAUUUGUUAA
This is a messenger RNA of Folsomia candida, 3054 nucleotides long. RefSeq lists its product as uncharacterized. Lineage: Eukaryota; Metazoa; Arthropoda; Collembola; Entomobryomorpha; Isotomidae. Gene Ontology annotation, molecular function: nucleic acid binding. Gene Ontology annotation, biological process: DNA integration. Bases 1 to 3054 code for a protein of 1017 amino acids. The record is from RefSeq and is a predicted model, not a curated record. The transcript has a single exon.